UGCCGUGUUCUUUUCCUCUACCAUUUUUACGCGGAGCGUUGUGUGUGCAGAACUCGUUCACACAACCUUUAAAAAAACGUUCCUUUGGAACACAAAAAUACAAAAAAAAAUUCAAAAAGUGAAAAAUAAAACUUAAAAAAAAAUACGUUCAACUGACUGCUUAUUGCUACAGACGAGGAAACUACGAGAUUUACAUACUCCCCAGAAUCUACGGCGAAACCCAAUACCUUGAAUAAAAAUGAAUACUGCUACUGGUGCCAACUAUCCCAUGGGUUCCCUGUACGUCGGUGACCUGCAUCCCGACGUGACCGAGUCCAUGCUGUUUGAGAAGUUCUCCUCGGCCGGACCCAUCUUGUCCAUCCGUGUGUGUCGUGACAUGAUCACUCGUCGAUCCUUGGGAUACGCCUAUGUCAACUUCCAACAGCCUGCCGACGCUGAGCGCGCUCUUGACACGAUGAACUACGACACAUUGAAGGGCAAACCAAUCCGUAUCAUGUGGUCCCAGCGCGACCCGUCCCUGCGCCGCUCCGGCGUCGGCAACGUCUUCAUCAAGAACUUGGACAAAUCCAUUGACAACAAGGCCAUGUACGACACCUUCUCUGCCUUCGGAAAUAUCCUGUCUUGCAAGGUUGCCUUGGGCGAGGACGGCUCCAAAGGCUACGGCUUCGUGCAUUUUGAGACUGAAGACUCCGCACUGAAAGCCAUCGGCAAAGUCUCUGGCAUGUUGCUGAACGGCAGGAAAGUGUACGUAGGACGAUUCAAGUCCAAGAAAGAGCGUAUGGCCCACCUCGGUGACCAGCGCAAGAAAUUCACCAACGUGUACCUCAAGAACUUUGGCGACGAACUGGACGAGGACAAGAUUAAAACCAUGUGUGAAAAGUUCGGCCCGGUGACGUCAGUGAAAGUGAUGGCUGAUCCGACAGGACGCAGCAAGGGCUUCGGAUUCGUCAGCUAUGAAGAUCACGGUGCAGCAGGAAAGUUUGUGGAGGAAAUCAACGGCCAGGUCGUCAACGGAAGGACCUUGUUUGCUGGACGUGCCCAGAAAAAGAGCGAACGACAGCAAGAGCUCAAGGCUCGUUUUGAAGCGUUCAAGCAGGAGCGUAGCAGCCGUUACCAAGGCGUCAACCUGUACAUCAAGAACCUGGACGACGAGUUUGACGACGAGAGACUUCGCAAGGAGUUCACCAAGUUUGGCUCCAUCACUAGCGCCAAGGUCAUGAUGGAUGAGACAAACACCAGCAAAGGUUUUGGCUUCGUUUGUUUCUCGUCUCCCGAGGAGGCCACCAAGGCCGUGACGGAGAUGAACGGCCGCAUCAUCGUGGCCAAGCCGCUGUACGUCGCCCUGGCGCAACGCAAGGAGGAACGCAAGGCACAGCUGUCCAACCAGAUGAUGCAACGUGUCUCCAGCGGCAUUCGUGUGCCUCCCCAGCAAGUGGGUCAGGUGUUCCCCAACUACGGCAAUUACUACACCCCGACCAUCCCGCCGACCCAGCGGAGCAUGUACACCGCCGGCCAGGUCGCCCACGUCCGCAACCCGCGCUGGCCGGCGCCUCAAGCCCGUCCCGGUGCCCCGUCGUUCCAGACCAUGCCUGCUGGGGGUAGGCACCAGUUUGCCGGGAACCCGCGUGCUGCCGCCGCCGGGGCCACGCCCACGCGUCCUGUUCAUCCUCGAGUGCCACUGCAGCCGGCUCCGUCUGCUCAACAACGCGUCACUGCCAAUAUCGCAGCCCAGAACCCUCAAGCGAUGCGUAUCGGCGCUAACAUGCCCGUCCCAGCUGGUGUCCAGCCGAGAGCCAUGAAGUACGUCCCAGCAGCUGCAGGUGCUCGCAACCCUCAGCUGGUCCCAGCCAUGCCUAAUGCCGCUCAACAGGCCGUGCCCCAACAGGCCAUCGAGGUGUCCGGCCAGGAGCCUCUGACCCCCAGCAUGUUGGCCUCCGCCACCCCGCAGCAACAGAAGCAGAUGUUGGGAGAGCGUCUCUUCCCCUUGAUCCAACGCAGCCACGGCGAGCUGGCCGGUAAGAUCACCGGUAUGCUGCUGGAGAUAGACAACUCGGAGUUGCUGCAUAUGCUGGAGUCCUACGAACUCCUCAAAGCCAAGGUGGAUGAAGCUGUGAACGUUCUGAAGGCCCACCAGGCUAAGGAAGGACCCGCCAAGCAAACCAUUGCUCAACAGCAGUAAAGACGGGCAGGAAGUCCAGGUACCAGACAUCGGGCAGUUUCCCGUCGUCUGUAGCACUAAUAAAAGCAGCCAAGAAAACUCCAAUAUAAAAACACAAAAAAAUACACAAAAAAAUUGUAAAAUGAAUGGGAAAAUAUGAGAGAAAGACAGUUAAGGACAAAAAAUAAUAGGUCAUGUUGUGAACACUUUAUAUUAAAGCAGCGAAAGGAGGAACAAAACUUUUUUAAAAAUCUGAGAAAAAAAAAUACAUAAAAACAGCAAAAUGAAAAUUAAGCGGAUGGGAUAAUGGUUGGGAGUUUGUCAUCAAGCGUUCUACGCAGAAAGUAAAAGACCAAAAAAAAUAGGUACGAACUGAAACCAAUUGAAGCUAAAGUAUGCCAUUGUAAAUGGCGUUUAUCAUAAAAGGAAAAAUACAAAUAAAAAAAAGGAAAAGAUAAAAAAUGACAAAAACUUUUAAAAAAAAAAAUCUGCAAACUUCAGAAUUCAAAACUUCCCAUGUCUUUUGUUUUCAUGUUUAGCGUUGAUCAUUUAGCUUAGUUAGGCUUAUUCGUUUAUUGUACAAUUUUAAAAUUAGAUAAAAUGUCCUUGUUUUCAAUUCUUUUUAUGUUUAAUGUGUAUCGGUUCUGGGUACGUAUUUCUGCUUAGGUCAAAUGCUACAUGCAUGUAGAUACCUCGCUUUUCAAUCCAGUGGCCAAAAAAAAAACAUCAUUUACACAUUACAAAAUCUGGACUCGCCAACUUGGGGCACCAUUGUUUCGGCCAAAACACUUUGGCAAAAUUGCUUCAAAAUAACAAACUGGCGUUUCAAGCGUUGUGCUCCAAGAUUCAUGCAUAUCACAGACGUGUUUUUAACAAGCAUCAACUUCUACUCAAAAAACCUUCUAUUUAAUUUCUCAUUUUAGUUUGUUCUGUUCCGUGUUUUUCAGUUUAAAAACCCCACAAUUUGAUCCAUAACAGCUACGUCGAUGCUACAGCAUAGCUUACCAAAAUUGAGUCCCAACUUAAAAAAUGUUUAGUUUUAAUUAUUCCCGCUGUUGUUUGUGUUUUGUUUCUGAUUAUGGUGUAGUUUUAAUUUCCGAAAAAAGCUUGUCAAUAAAAAAAUAAGUUUUGAGUUCAA
Molecule: messenger RNA, 3296 nt
Organism: Patiria miniata (bat star)
Lineage: Eukaryota; Metazoa; Echinodermata; Asteroidea; Valvatida; Asterinidae
Product: polyadenylate-binding protein 4-like
Exons: 12
Coding region: 239-2179 (646 amino acids)
Cellular component (GO): ribonucleoprotein complex
Molecular function (GO): RNA binding
Source: RefSeq, a predicted model, not a curated record